AUGCCGCGUGGUUCAGCUUCCCGGUCGGUGACGCCCACUCGGUUCUCCCGCCGCCUCCGCAACCGCACCGUCUCGGUGGCGCCCGAAGACGACACGGGAGGCGCUGCUGCUGGCGCAGCUCCGGCCUCGCCAGCUCCGGUUCCUGCUCCUGCUCCGGCCCGUCCCGCACGCACUGCACGUGCCACUCGGAGCCGUCCUGCUCGGGCCACUCGCUCGCGCUCGGUCCGGCGCUCGCCCUCGCCCUCGCCGGCGCCCGAGUCGCUCUCCGAGGAGGUCGCCUCGGCGUCGGUCUCGGACGAUGACGAUGACGAUGACGAUGACGAUGAUGACGAGGGCGAGUCUGAUGAUUCUGGCGAGAAGCUCUCUGACGACGAAGGUGCCGAGAGCAGCAGCGAGGAUGAGUCGGCCUCGGACGAGACGUCCGAGGAGCCGUCCGGCGAGGCCACGGCGGCAUCAGUCGCCUCGGACGCUGGCUCGCCGCCGCGGCUCGCCCGUACUUCCAUGUCGCCGCUGCCGACCUCGCCGCUCUCGCCGCGGGUGGCGGGCGUUUUUGAUGUCAAGGUUCAAGCGCCGCCACGGAUGGACACCCCGGUGCCCGGCCCCGAUGGUGACAUUCACGCUCUGCCGGUCGCCGAUCCGGCCCUCCUCGUCCGAAUGAUCCAUGUCAUUGGCGCUCUUGCCCUUGCCCUCAACCUCUGGGUCGGCGCUACUCUUCGCUGGAUCUUUUUCCUCGACGACAACCGCUACUUUAAGCACGGCUCGGUCUGGCGCGGCCUCAUCAUCAUGGUCCUCGUUCUCCUCAUCGGCACCUGGACUGGCCCGCCGGCGCUGGGCCAUGUCGCUCCUGCGCUGUCGGAGCUCUCAACGCCGCCGCUCCCCGCUGCGCUCCCGUUGCUUCCGUCGCUUCCGUCGCUCCCGUCGCUUCCGUCGCUUCCGUCGCUCCCAACCUUUUCGUUGGCGCUGCCGAGCCUUUCGACCUUCCCGACCUUCCCGACCCUCGCCAACCUGCCGUGGAUCUCUGUUCCGUCGUUUGACUUUGCGUUCCCGUCGCUCCCGUCGCUCCCGUCGCUCCCGUCGCUCCCGUCGCUCCCGACGCUCCCGUCGCUCCCGUCGCUCCCGUCGCUUCCGACGUUCCCGACGCUCCCGGCCAGUCCCGGCCCCAGCCCAGCGUCGUCGCUCCCGCCGCCGCCGCCGCCGCCGCCGCCGCCGCCGCCGCUCUCGCCCGACUUUGACAUGGACGAGUUGAAGCAGUACAUCUCGGCCACGGUUGCGUCUGCUGUUGCGUCUGCAGUCUCCUCCUCGGUGCCGGGCGCAGUGUCCCAGGCCGUUCCGUCUGCGGUCGCCGACGCCAUCGCUGCGCUUCCGCCCCCGCCUCCGCCGCCGACUCCGGCCCCUGUUGCCCCGGCGCCACCGGUUGUCGACGACGCUGCGCUGGCCGAGCUCAGCGCCAAGCUCAGCGCCCUGACCGGUCGGGUCGAGGGCCUCUCGGGCAAGCUGGAGGCGAGCCAGGACGAGGUCGCUCUUGUCCGCAAGCGGGCCACUGCAGCCACCUCUGGCGUUGACGAGGUCCGCACGGCCACCAAGACCCAGCUCGACGAGCUCUCGCGAGUUCUCUCGGAGCUGGCUGACCAGGUGGCGGCUGUGGAGGAGGCCCAGGCUGCGAAUGCUGCUGCCGCUGCUGACGCCGCUGCCGCAGCUCAGGCAGCCACCGAGGCCGCCGCCGCCGCGGCAGACUCAAGCUCGGCGCCGUCUCCGAGCCCGGCGCCCGUCGAAGCUUACGACGACUCUGCUGUCCGCGCCGAGCUGUCAGCGGUGGCAGCAUCGGUGGCGAGCCUCGAGCCGAAGCUUGCGGCGCUUGACGCCGCAGUGACAGCGCUCGAGAACGCGCCUGCGCCUGCACCGGUCCCGGCCCCCGCCCCAGCAUCCAGCUCACCAGCGCCGCCGUCGCCGGCCGUCACCGAGGCACUCGCCCGCGCCGACGCCCAAAUCAACGCCCUCUCGGGUGCGGUCGACGCGCUCAAGGCCCAGCUCGCCGCUGUAGAGAAGGCAGCAUCCGCCGCUGGCGCCGCUGCCGCCACCGAGCAGGUCGACGCUGUCCGCAAGCUCAUCGACGACGCAGGCUUUGUCACCACCUCGCAGCUCACCGCGCUCAUUGAGGCUGCGGUUGCCGACCGGCUUGAGGCCAUCUCGAUGCCGACUGCCGCUGACGUGCUCGAGCACGGCAAGGCCGACAUUGCCGCCAUGGUCCGCGACUCGGUCCGUGCGGCUGUCGACUCGGGCACCGUCGACGUUGUCGCCGGCGUCUCCGCCGACGAGGCGCAGGCGCUCGUCGCGGCCUCGCUCGCCAAGUACCAUGCUGAUCGUACUGGUCUUGUUGACCACGCUGCCGACGGCUUUGUCGUCCAGCACUCGCCGGACUGGUCGCCGGCCGGCGGCAUGUCGGCAUCGAUGGCCGAGGCCAUGGCCGCCUUCCUCUCCAAGGUCACUUCGCCGCUCCGGGUCGCCGCGCCUUCCAUUCCGCGCGCCACUGCCAUGCUCCUUCCGUCGGCUGGCGUCGGUGACUGCUGGGCUAUGGCCGCUGACGCAGGCUUUGCCACCGUCCAGCUCUCCAAGCCCGUUGCCGUCACCUCGAUCUCGCUCGAGCACAUGCCUGCCGCCGUCCUCCUGCACUCGUCGUCGGCUCCGCGUGAGUUCCGCGUCUACGGCUCACCGGACUCGGGCGCGUCCUGGACCCCCAUCUUUCCGGCUGGCUCCGACUCGCCGGUCUUUGUCUUUGACCCCGCUUCGCCCGACCUCCUCUGGGGUGGCGUCCUCCAUGCCAACGUUGCUGUCGACUCGGCCGCCUACAACCAGAUCCGUCUUGAGAUCCUCUCCAACCACGGCCACAACGAGUACACCUGCAUCUAUCGCUUCAGGGUUCACUCGGCAUAAUGCUCUCAGCCUUCAUCCUUCCCCCCUCUCUCGCCUCUUUCAUCAGGCUGUAAACUUGUUGU
Molecule: messenger RNA, 2993 nt
Organism: Thecamonas trahens ATCC 50062
Lineage: Eukaryota; Apusomonadida; Apusomonadidae
Exons: 1
Coding region: 1-2931 (976 amino acids)
Biological process (GO): nuclear envelope organization
Cellular component (GO): nuclear envelope
Molecular function (GO): protein-membrane adaptor activity
Source: RefSeq, a predicted model, not a curated record